AUGACGGCUACAAUCCAACAGAAGGAGUACAAGCUCAAGCUCGACGACUUCGACCUCAAGAACGGCGACAAAGUCGAGGCCGAGAUCGACGGGCUCGAGGGCGCCAAGGUGCUGUUGCUGAAAGCUAAUGGCCAGUUGAGAGCUCUCGGGCCGAGGUGCACUCACUACGGUGCGCCUCUGGUCAAGGGCGUGGUUUCCGAUGACGGCCGCAUCACCUGUCCCUGGCACGGCGCCUGCUUCGAUACCACCAACGGCUUCGUCGAGAACGCUCCGGCACUGGACCAUCUCACUUCAUACCAUGUCACGGUGCGUGACGGUGCCGUGUACGUUCGCGGCGACGAGGAAACUUUUAAGGCCGGCAGACGGGUCCCCAACAUCGCUUGCUCUCCGCGUGCGAACGAGAAGGUCUUGAUUGUUGGAGGAGGAUCAGGAGCUAUGGGCGCCAUCGAGGGAAUCCGUGAGAAGGGAUACACAGGCCAGGUUACAGUGCUUUCGAAAGAGGCGUAUCUGCCGAUUGACCGUACGAAGCUCUCAAAGGCUUUGAUUCAAGAUGUCGCAAAGGUCCAGUGGAGGGACGCGGAGUUCUACAAGGCGGCUGGAAUUGACUUUCAUUUAGAGAAAGAGGUCGAGUCAGUUGACUUUGCAGGACAUAAGCUGAAGACUAAGGAUGGAGAGGAGUUUGAGUACAACAAGGUCAUCUUCGCUACCGGAGGCACCCCGAAACGGCUACCGAUGGAGGGGUUCAAAACGCUAGGCAAUGUGUUCGUUCUCAGGGGCAUUAAUGAUGUGGAGAGGAUUUUGAAAGCGGCCGGCGACCACAAGAAGAAGAUUGUCGUAAUUGGCUCGAGUUUCAUUGGAAUGGAGGUUGGCAAGUGUCUUAGCGGCAAGGGCAACGAGGUCACCAUUGUCGGAAUGGAGUCAACCCCUCUAGAACGAGUGAUGGGUCCUCAAGUGGGUGCCAUUUUCCAGCGUCAGCUCGAGAAGUCGGGCGUCAAGUUCUACAUGAGUGCCCAGGUGGACGAUGCGAAGCCCUCUUCGUCAGAUUCGUCGGUCGUUGGUUCGGUGGCCUUGAGGAGCGGUGAGAGCCUGGAGGCAGACCUGGUGAUCCUCGGAGUCGGUGUGGCUCCCGCCACCGAGUACUUGAAGGCCAGCGGCAUUAAGCUUGAAGAUGACGGAAGCGUUGCCGUUGACGACCACUGGAGAAUCAAGGGUGUUGAAGAUGCCUAUGCAGUUGGCGAUAUCGCCACAUAUCCUCACGGUAGCGGAGUGGUUCGAAUCGAGCACUGGAACGUCGCCCAGAAUGCUGGUCGCCAGGCGGGACGUCACAUUGCCAACAAGCGCAAGCCCAUUCCGUUCACGCCCAUCUUCUGGUCAGCUCUCGGAGCCCAGCUUCGCUACUGCGGAAACUCAAGUGGAGGUGACAAGCAUGACGAUGUGAUCCUCUUGGGAGAACCCGACAAAGACAAGUGGGUUGCGUAUUACACGCAGGGCGAGAAAGUGGUUGCCGUGGCGAGCCAGGGCACUGAUCCUGUGGUCGUCCAGUGCGCCGAGUUGAUGAGGAGGAGUAAGAUGCUGUCGAAGAGCGAUAUCCAGGCUGGAAAGAGUCCGUUGGAUGUCUAUCCACCAGCUGAGAUUACUGCGGCUUAG
This is a messenger RNA of Tricharina praecox, 1647 nucleotides long. RefSeq lists its product as uncharacterized. The transcript has 5 exons. Bases 1 to 1647 code for a protein of 548 amino acids. Gene Ontology annotation, cellular component: cytoplasm. Lineage: Eukaryota; Fungi; Ascomycota; Pezizomycetes; Pezizales; Pyronemataceae. Gene Ontology annotation, molecular function: 2 iron, 2 sulfur cluster binding; flavin adenine dinucleotide binding; oxidoreductase activity, acting on NAD(P)H. The record is from RefSeq and is a predicted model, not a curated record.